CGUAAUGAUGUUAUAUGUUAUACACAAAGGGACACAUAAGUCAAUUUGGAAACCUGGAUUUGAGUUCUCGAGUGCUACCUGGCUCGGUCUUAGAAUUGUUCUCUUUUUAUCAACAUUAGGAUCAAUAUAGACAAGAUAAUAAUUUUAUUUUGCUUUUUUGCAAUUUCCUCAAACCAAUCACCAAGGAAUAAGGGAGUCAGAAGUUCCUGAGCUGCCACCGAGUGCGGACAUUCCUUUAUUUUUGGCAGCGAUAUAUUCUGAAGUUCGAAUGGAACUGUCUGAUGUCACUUACGACUACAGCGACAAAUUCAUAGUAACUUCUGACGUCAAGUCGACCUUCGAUCGCUAUGGGUUUAUCAUAUUAAGGCAUGCCCUGAGUUCGGAAGAAGUUCGUUUGACGAACAGCUUCCUGGAGAAUGACCAGGAACGACUGGACAAAGCUUAUGGGCGGACUGAUGAUGAGGGUCGGAAAGGGAUGAUGACACUAUGGAAUGAACCAAAAGAUGACAUCACUGGUCUCAUUAGCAGAUCGGAGAAGAUUGUGGGUACGAUGGAAGCGCUUCUUGGAGGGGAGGUGUACCACUAUCAUGCCAAACUCAUGCUGAAAGAGGCAAAGACGGGUGGCAAACACGUCUGGCACCAAGACUACGGGUAUUGGUACCGGAACGGAUGCUUAAAGCCCGACAUGGGAUCUGUAUUCAUGGCGAUCGACAAAUGUGAGAAAGCAAAUGGUUGUUUGGAGGUGAUUCCCGGCUCGCAUCACAUGGGCCGUGUCGACCACAAGUUCGUCGGCGAGCAGACCGGGGCAGACAUGGAGCGCGUCGAGUGGGCCAGGAAGAAGCUCGGCCACGCGUUCGUCGAGAUCGAGCCUGGCGAUGCCAUCUUCUUUCACUCGAACGUCCUUCAUGCCAGCGGGCGCAACGACAGCGACAAUCGGCGAUGGGUCCUCAUCGUCGCGUACAACCGCGCGGACAAUGACCCCGUCUACGAGCACUGCCAUCAUGCUCAUUACACUCCAAUCAACAAGAUACCAAGCAGUGAAAUACUAGCAUCCCUCAACUCCUAGGUGAAGUGUUGGACCUUGCUACGAAGUACUGACAGACUCUCGCUUUAUGUUGGCCCGAUGAAGAAUCGAGUUAAACUCUCAUAAUUCAUUAUCAUUGAAGGCCUA
Molecule: messenger RNA, 1171 nt
Organism: Lytechinus variegatus (green sea urchin)
Lineage: Eukaryota; Metazoa; Echinodermata; Echinoidea; Temnopleuroida; Toxopneustidae
Product: L-proline trans-4-hydroxylase-like
Exons: 7
Coding region: 269-1066 (265 amino acids)
Source: RefSeq, a predicted model, not a curated record